Messenger RNA from Terrapene triunguis (Three-toed box turtle), 2174 nucleotides. RefSeq names its product glycosyltransferase 1 domain containing 1 (gene GLT1D1). NCBI's taxonomy places the organism in Eukaryota, Metazoa, Chordata, Testudines, Emydidae. Gene Ontology annotation, molecular function: glycosyltransferase activity. The transcript has 12 exons. The coding region runs from base 1 to 990 and encodes 329 amino acids. The record is from RefSeq and is a predicted model, not a curated record.
AUGGCUACCCUUUUGAAACCUGCAGAAGGCAGGGAUCAUCUAGAAGCUGUGGGUCACAUAUGCAGUCUUAAGGAUGCUUUUGGCUACGAGAACCCAUCUGAAAUAGCAAAUCUAAUCUCUGCAGAGAAGUUUGAAGCAGCUCUGGCUAUUCAUCUUUAUAAAGGAGGCAGACUUCUGCAAGGUAGUAGAAUUCCUUUUGGAAUCAUCUUCGGUGGCACGGAUAUAAAUGAAGACGUCAAACAUGAAGAAAAACACCGGGUGAUGGGGGCAGUGUUAGAAGAAGCCAGGUUUGCAGUGGCUUUCACAGAGAAAAUGAAGGAACUGGCAGCAGCAGAGUGGCCAGAUGCUAGAAGCAAAAUAUACAUCCAGACUCAAGGAAUUAUGACCACACCCAGUGCAACUUUUAACUGGAAGAGAUUUCUACAAAAUGCAGGGAUCCCUCAAGACACAGAAAAUUUACGCCUGUUUCUUUUGAUAUGUGGACUUAGAAGAGUCAAGGACCCUCUUUAUUUAGUGGAUGUAUUUUCAGAGUGGCACAGAAGAGAGCCCCAUAUCCACCUUGUUAUAAUUGGACCUGCAGUUGAUACACAGUUUACAAGUGAAGUCAAUGAAAAAGUUAAUAGGACACCUGGGGUACAUUUGUUACAGGAGAUACCUCAAGAUGAUCUUCACGCUGCUGUGAAAAGAUGCUUUGCAGUGGUGAACAGCUCUAUUUCCGAGGGGAUGUCUGCUGCAAUCCUGGAGGCAAUGGAUUUAGAUGUUCCAGUGCUGGCGAGGAAUAUUCCUGGGAACGCAGCAAUAAUACAACACAAAGAUACAGGACUAUUAUUUACAGAUCCCCAGGAGUUUGUCCAGCUCUCCAAAAGUCUGAUGAAUGACCCCACUUUGGAAAGAGAAAUUGUGACAAAGGCAAAAGCGUAUGUGAAGAAACACCAUUCAUGGGACGGUGAAAGAGAGGCCUAUCAAAAUCUUGUCCUGAGACUCCAGUGAAUCAUUGGGUAUCAAAUGUGGAAACUGAUCUUAUUCUGUAUCACUUUAAUGGUGACACUGUAAUCAGAUUAUUUUAAAGAAAAAAAAUUCACAUAUUAUGGACAUAUUGUUCCACUCGACUUUGCCCAAUUUACAAACAUACUGCAUCAGACCGGUAGUCCAUCCAAUUCACCAUCCUGUUUCCAGUGGUGGGUGGCACCAGUGAAAUCAAGAAAAUGUCGAUUUCUUAAUAUUGUUGGAUCAUAUGGGCCUCAAAAGAGGGCUAUUUCUUGUGCACGGGGUGGAUUUCAUCCACAGUGAACUCAUUCAAACUCAGUUACUGUGUUGUAGCCUGACAAAGCUAAUGGGGAUUAAGGCAUUUACACUCAAAUUUAAUUAAUCUGAAUUUAUUCAGAUAUAUGUCAAUGAUAAACAUAAUGUUGUAAGAAUGGGUUCAUCUCUAUUUUGAAUGAUCAAACAUAUAAAUACAUUAAGCAUCUUAGCCAGGCCUACAUGAUCUAAAUUUUAAAGGGGGAAGAUCAUAAAUUAAUCACAUGACUAGCACUUUUAUCAAGAAUGGAACUGGCUGGAGCUAAUGAGAAAUACAGACAUUGAUGCUUUCUAGCAUGAAAAAUUGUACUCACUGUUUGCUGUUUACAUAUUCUACUUUAUUUAUGAAUUAUUGGAAGACAGCAACUACCUCUUAAAAAUUACCAAACUUCAGGGACCUCACAAAUGGUGAAUGUUCUUACAAAAGAUGGAUGGAGGCUAUAAUAAGGAGCAACGAUGUAAUUUGGUACUUUUGUCAUGAGUGACUCUCAGGAGUUAUUAUUGUGAACUUAAUGUAACAGGAUAUUGUAUUUUAAGAAGAGCUACUAAUUCCCACAUGAAGCCUAAACCAAUCAUUAUUGACUGCUCAAUGGUUAAAGUAAUAUCUUGGUUUUCCACAAUCUGGUGUCAAAGAAGGCUGCUAUUUCUAAAACACGCAAAGUGUUUAUAAUUUUUAAACAUCUGUUGUUGGGAAACUAUAGUUGCUAUCUAUGGGCCUGAUCCAACCCCCACUGAAGCCAGUGGGAAUCUUUCCAUUGACUUUAAUGGGCUUUGCAUCACCCCCUAUUUGUGUUAAUGAAUUUACUGUGCAUGUUGGUUUUCCAAUUGACCUCUUGGUUGUGUUGCAAACGUUUAGUCAGCAACCCUGAAGAAAA